Apis dorsata (giant honeybee) is the source of this 1368-nucleotide messenger RNA. Its product is annotated as transmembrane protein 35A. Lineage: Eukaryota; Metazoa; Arthropoda; Insecta; Hymenoptera; Apidae. Gene Ontology annotation, biological process: chaperone-mediated protein complex assembly; positive regulation of protein localization to cell surface. The transcript is spliced from 4 exons. The record is from RefSeq and is a predicted model, not a curated record. Gene Ontology annotation, cellular component: endoplasmic reticulum. The coding region runs from base 349 to 771 and encodes 140 amino acids.
AGUCGGAAUAAGCCGAGUAAAACCGAAAGAGAAAGAAAAGAAGUAUGAGCAUUACUAUAUCGUGUACGAUAGUACCCAAUUAGUACUAAGUACGAAUUGAAUAAUUGUUCGAAACAUUUAAAAAAAUAUAUUUCUAACAUAAAUAUUAUAUAAAUAUCUAUCAUAAAUAUGUAUAAUUAAGAAAUAAAUAAAAAAAAGAAAAAAGAAAACAAAAAAGAUAGUUUAUUUGAGAUUAUACGAAUCAUACAUAACGAAUUCACGGCUACGAGUCAUUCAUCUAGUCUAGUUUCCGAAUCGAUUUCUACGUUUAAUACGUUCGUGUCGUUAACAAUCUUCAACUGUCGAAUUAUGGGCUCAGUCGUUUUAAAAUCUCUUUCAGUUCUUCUUGGGAUAUUCUUCGUUUUCGUUGGUACUAUGAAAUUGACUUCUCAUAUUAGUAAGGAUCUGCACAAGGAUUUGAGGAAAGAAUAUGUGAAAUAUGCAAAGGUAUUUCCACUAUCUGGUACACUGGAUUUUAAAGUACCAAGUAAAUGGUAUAGAAGAGUUGUUGGAUCAUUGGAAAUUAUUUGCGGACUCGCAAUGGCCAUAGUUCCAAGCCAUAAAAUAAAAAAUGCAUCAAAUACAGUAUUAUUAUUAUUAAUGUUAAUGGCUGUAUAUUCACAUUAUAUGGUAAAUGAUAAGUUUGAAAGGAUUGCACCAGCAUUGAUUUACUUCUUUUUAGGUGUUUUUUUUUAUGCUAACAGGCCGAUUAGUAAUAGAUUGGCAACUUAGACGAGAAGAUACACAACUAGUAACAGCUAAUGGUGUAGAUGAUAAAACUAAGAAACAAGAUUGAAUUUGGAAUUCUUAUACAUAUUCAUGAGACUAAAACCUUCAUUUGAUUAUCAUAUUAAUUAUCACCUGCAAUGUAUCAUGUAGGUAAUAGUUUGUUAAAGGAAUUCUUAUUAUGCACAACAAAUAAGUUAUUCAUUUGAUUUUUGAUUCCUUAUUUAUGAUAAUCAUGUAAAAUAUGAUCUUUUAAAUUUAUUUGUUAAUUUUAUUCAGGAUUUAUAUUAAAUUGCUCUUUCAACAAUAGUAUUUAAAUUUAAAUCUAAAGGAAAUAGAAAUCUUGAAAAUUUCAAAAAAUAUAAAUAUUUAUUAUUAUUACAAUAUAAUUUAAUCAAUGAAACAAAGUAUUAGCUCAAACACAAGGUAUUAACUGCCAUUUGAAUUAAUGUGUUCUUCUUGAUAUCAUAUUGAGAUUAAAUGUUUUUAUGUGUAAACAUUGCAUUAUAGCGCACACGCGUGCUUUCUUCAUAUUUAUAUUUUUACUUAUUUAAUUAUUUUUUUAUUUUUAAAGAAGAAAACACGCGUCUUUAAAAUUCGAAU